Molecule: messenger RNA, 824 nt
Organism: Pseudovirgaria hyperparasitica
Lineage: Eukaryota; Fungi; Ascomycota; Dothideomycetes; Acrospermales; Acrospermaceae
Exons: 1
Coding region: 253-762 (169 amino acids)
Source: RefSeq, a predicted model, not a curated record
AAAGUAGUAUAUUUUACAAGGUCAUUUCAUCGUCCUGGCGCUCCGGAUGGAGCUGACAGAAUUCCUUGAUAUAAGUCGCUGUGUAUAUUCCACGAUCACUAGAUGGGCCGAUGUGGUUAUAGCCGUCGGGCAACGGUGGCCGUGAAGCUGAUGGAUGCGGCGUUGGUCAGCGGAAAGUGUCUCGGCUUUACGAUCUGGCCUUGCGCCGACGACGCUAGUGCUUGCGAAUGAUAGGGUGAAAUCAGCUUGGCAAUGCGUGACAGGUGUGGGGGCUCCAGGUUUCUUGAUGAUUCCCUUUGCUCUUUACUUCAAGUGACCUCUUUGUGUAUCAUGCAAAGUGGAAAAUUAAGUGGGACCGUCCCUUUCGAUGCCACUCUUAGAGCCUUUUCCUUUGCGUACAUAGAGGUCAGUCGAAGUGGAUACCAAUCCAAGCGGCUAACGCGACUGAAGAUCGAUUGGGAAUGUCCGUGUCGUUGGAGAUCCUCGCCUGCAGCCUUUCAGGAUUUCGAUUGUAUGCAAGAAUUAUAUGCAUACACCAUUAUCCUGGGACGUGGGAUGCUCGAUGCGCUAUUUGCGCGGCGUCUUUGCUCGAAGGAGAUAUCUCAUACGCACAGCUACUACGUGCUUCGUCUAGAGUCCAUCACUGCCUCUUUCAUGGAACUGUGCAUGAAUGGUAGCGGAAGUGAUUGCACACGGCUAGAUAGCAUCGAGACUUGCGUUCGAGUACUCAUUUUGUAUGAGCGACAUUGGUAUAGCAGCUGACGUUGGAAGGGCCGAUUGUUGCAGUUGACUUCCUAUUCGUCACAACAUGGCUGUUGAUUGGC